AUGAGCAGUGUAGCGGAACCGGCGGAAGCGAUGGUCGAGACGCCUGUGCCAGACUCGCAUCGUGAGCUGGUCGUCCCUCGUGACGAGAAGAACACAUCGAUUCUACGUUGUGCAUUCUGCAACUGCACGAUCCUCAAGGAAGGUCAGGGCACGUUUGUGCGGAUCGAAAAACAGCUGCCUCAAAUGAGCGUGAAAGCCGGUGAGGAGUUUGGCGAUGAGACGUAUCUGACGUGUGCCGAUUGCGAACGUGGCCCGAUCGGCUUUCACGAUGUGUCAACGAAGUGCAGUUACGUUGCUCUGAAGCGAGUCAUCAUGAAUUGA
Molecule: messenger RNA, 321 nt
Organism: Soboliphyme baturini
Lineage: Eukaryota; Metazoa; Nematoda; Enoplea; Dioctophymatida; Soboliphymatidae
Source: the annotation of a GenBank genome assembly